Messenger RNA from Aspergillus calidoustus, 980 nucleotides. Lineage: Eukaryota; Fungi; Ascomycota; Eurotiomycetes; Eurotiales; Aspergillaceae. The record is from the annotation of a GenBank genome assembly.
GGUCGAGUAGCUGCCGGGGCUAGGACGGAGUUGCCUUUUUAGGAAGGUGCAUUCCGUCAAACGUCGGAGUAGGUCACGUGCAGCUUUGAGGCAUUUCGGAGUAGAAUUUGGCUCUAUCUUGACCUCCCCUUCACAACUCAUUCUUGAUAGAUCGUCCAUCGCUAAUGAUAGCCCCGCUAGCGAUUUUUCCUCCAUGUAUAGGCGGAACGGGAAGCCCACCUCGUGUGAGCCGUGUCGACUCAAAAAAGUGCGGUGUAACCAUGCCACGCCCGUCUGUGGCCGAUGCCAGAGACUCUGGGCAUGUCAGACAGAGUAUGCUACUUCAUAAUUCAAAGAAUUUGCCUAAUAUAACCCAGUGCUUCUAUCAUCCCGCUCCCUUCACUCGAUCUACGACAAGAUUCCGUCCUUAUCGUGGCCAGAAGCAUAACCCCGCCGCCCUGCUCGCUUGCUCUCACUUCAUGGAGACCGAUCUGCCGGAGAAGUCGGCGACCGCCAAGAGUCUCCAUUCAGAGUUGUGGUUGUGGUUGUCGCUCUUCAGGCUUACCCUGUCGCCAACUUAUGGCACCGACCUUAAGCCACUUCUAGACGAGAACUUCCCCGGUACCGAGUAUCCGUACAUUGAGCUGUUUCAAGCUCAUCGCGUCUCGCAGACAUCACGUGACAUCAGGCGAUAUUCGUGGACAAAAAGGAAAAAAACGUCAGCAGCAGGGUUCGAACCUGCGCUCCCGAAGGAAUUAGAUUUCAAGUCUAACGUGUUAACCACUCCACCAUGCUGACCGUCUCUUACUUGUUCGCCUUAAAUAAUGGUCCUUAUAUACAUUGCACUCAAAUUAAAACUAGAUCUGCGCUUUAGUUAUGAGACCACUUUCUAGAAUAUAUUUGUAUAGUGUCGGCGUGACCAGAAGAAGAUGGUGUCAGCUACCCGUAGCGCUUCAGAGGUAGCUGUGUAUGCCGUUUGAACAGCUGCACUAACCUCGGGG